UCAGUCCUCCCCGCCGCCAUGAUUCCAGUGCGGAGCGGCCUCUACAUCGGAACCGCCGCCGAUUUGGCUGAAGCCGGGAGCCUGUCGGAGUCUGCUAUCUCCCAUGUGCUCACCGUGGACUCGCAGGAACCGCCGCCUGUAGGAAACCGUCAAACGAUGUUUGUACGCGCGCUGGAUGAGCCGUGCACUGACCUGCUGAGUUUUCUGGAUGAAUGCGUGCGGUUCGUGCAGGAGGCGCUGUCUACAGCCAGUGCUGUUGUGCUGGUAAAUUGUCAUGCAGGAGUCAGUAGAAGUGCUACUGUAGUAACUGCUUUUAUCAUGAAAACUGAUGACCUUACUUUUGAAGAGGCAUAUAAUAAACUUCAGGCUGUUAAACCUGAUGUCAAGAUAAAUGAUGAGUUUUUGAAGCAGCUGAAGUUGUAUGAAGUGAUGGGUUGCAAAGUGGAUUUGACAAGUGCUGAUUAUAAACAAUAUCGAUUGCAGAAAGUCAUCGACAAGUACCCUGAGUUGCAGAAUUUACCUCGGGAGUUAUUUGCAUUGGAUCCCAUGAGUCUAGGGAAAACAGAUGAAAUUCUCUACCGGUGCAGAAAGUGUAGACGUUCUGUAUUUCGUGGCUCAAGUAUUUUGAAUCAUGCACCUGGAACAGGACCAGUUGCCUUCGCUCACAAGAGGAUGACACAAAUCCGAAGAGAGGACCAAACCAAAUGUACAUCAUAUUUUAUUGAGCCAGUGCAAUGGAUGGAACCUGCACUACUUGGUGUUUUGAAUGGACAGUUGCUUUGCCCAAAGUGCAGAUCUAAGUUGGGAUCUUUCAACUGGUACGGUGAUCAGUGUUCCUGUGGUCGUUGGGUCACUCCUGCCUUCCAGAUUCACAAGAAUCGUGUUGAUGAAGUGAAGUAUUUAAAUAUCUCCAGUGUGAGAAAUGUUAGUUGUUGAAUAACACACUCAUGUGAGUGUUGUCAAAAGUGAAAAACCUGGACUGUCUGAGUAACUAGUAAAGCAGAGAGAACUUUUACCAUCACCCCUUCAGCUAAGCUGUAUUGCAUGAUAUAUGAAGGGUAGAUGGUAGCAUUUAUUUGGACUGGUUAAUACAUUUUGUGCAUGUGAUGUUUCAAAAAUUGUCUAAGUGGGUACCAUUGUACUAUGAACCAGUGAAUCAAAUUGAUCCAAAACGAUUAAAAGCAGAAAUCCUUAAAGCAGCUUUAGUUUGAUACAGCUCCUGACAAAUGUUCAAUGGUCAAGUUUUAAAGCUCGUGAAAAGAUGGAAUUUUUCAUGUUUCAUGAUUGCACUGUGUAGAGCAAUGAUAGCCCAGAUUUUGCAACAAAGAUGACAGAGGCCGUUCGGAGUACACAAUUAAUUGCAGAAAUCUAGAAGCUGUUGUCUGAAUUGCCCUGCUCUUCCACAAGCUGUAUUGCACCUGUACUUUGCCAAGAGACUCAUCAUUGAAAUCCAUGAAAGGGCAAUAAAGUUGCUUUACUUAUCCAAUAAAUAUUCCAGAAAAAGUUGGGCCAAGUGCAUACAGGUGAAAGUGAAUUUUUAAUGGUGUGAUAAGUCUGAAGUGCUACCAAACAACUUCUCUGACAUUGGACAUUUUAAUUUUACAAAUGUAAAGUCUCAUUCCUUCAGCCUUCAGGAUUUAACUAUUACCAGAAAUUUAAAAUAUAUAUAUAUUUUUUACUUUUUCUUCUGUCUCUUUUAUCUCUCUCUCCUAAUCCCAACUUUCCAUCACUAUUUUUCUUUCUGCACCAAAUUCCAAUGAAUUAAAAUAUUAUCAUGUGUACUUUAUGAUUUAGACUCUGUGUGUCUCAGUGAGGAUUCUUCAGUCUGGUUGAAGAGCCAUGCUGUUGCUUUCCCUCGUCUCACAUACCACAGGUCCCCUGUUGAUUGUGCUGCACUGGAAAGGACCUUUAAAUAAUGUAAGUUGCCACUUGAAAGCCCAUGAAAAGUCUGUGGACAGUUGUCAGUUUAUGAUGGAAAUAAGAGAAAGAGCUUGGGUUCAAAUAAUGCCUCUCCCAACCUCAGGAUGUUUCAAAGGCCUUGAAGCACUUUAAAGUGUCAACACUGUUGCAGGGAAAUGCAACAGCCAAUUUGCCAAGUUUGCAAUGAAAUAAUGACCAGUUAAUCUGUUUUAAUUAUGUUGGUUGAGGGAUAUAGGACCAAGACACCUGGGAGAACUCCCCUGUCAAAUAGUGCCUUGAGAUCACAUACAUCCAUUUGAGAGAGCAGACAGGCAUCUGAAAGGUGGCACCCCCUGCAGUGCAACAGUCCUUCCAUUGCACUGUGCUAAGUUGGCCCUUGAAUUCACAACCUUCUGACUCAGAAGCAAAAUUGCUACCACUGAGCCAGUGCUUGACACUUGAUACCGAGUUGUCACAUGGCCAAAUAUGUCCCAUAGGGACUUGUAUGAAUUGGUUAUAAUUCUUCUAAUGGUUUAGAAAUCACAAAACUUACUUUAUAGCAGCAGGUAGUGUGUGUUCGUGUGCUGUAUUCUGAUUUACAGUAAAUACACUAAUGCAAUACUUGUAUUCAGCACAGUGUGGUAUUUCAUUGAACAAAUAAUGAAAAUCAAAAUGAUCUUUCAUAGCAAUGGUGUAUUAUAGGAAUGAUGCAUGUUGAAGAAUUUAAUACGAGAAGUUACUAUAACAUGCAAUAUUUUUGUUUUAGUAUUUGCAUUUGGUACCAUGCGAUUACCAGAGUUAUGUGAAAUCUCAGCUGUUUUGUCCUGGAUCAGCAUUACAGCAUGUGAUAACGGAUAUGGAAAAACAGCUAGUUGAAAUUUGGAGGAUUUACAGUGAUCAUAAUGAGUACUAUAUUUAAGGAGCAAUCUUUUUUUUAAAGAAUAUAUCCUAUUAUUUCCAUCACGUUUCUGAAUAUUUCAUUAAAAUGCUCUGAACAUUUUAUGGAACUCGAGAAAUUAUCACUCAAGGUUAGGGCCCCUACAAAUUUCUGCACCAAUAAAUUGUUUAGUUUUAAAGAUUGGCAUGUAUAUGUUCUGUAACUGGUUCAAUAAAUUCCUUCUAAUACA
This is a messenger RNA of Carcharodon carcharias (great white shark), 3026 nucleotides long. RefSeq names its product dual specificity phosphatase 12 (gene dusp12). Gene Ontology annotation, cellular component: nucleus. The record is from RefSeq and is a predicted model, not a curated record. NCBI's taxonomy places the organism in Eukaryota, Metazoa, Chordata, Chondrichthyes, Lamniformes, Lamnidae. The coding region runs from base 19 to 936 and encodes 305 amino acids. Gene Ontology annotation, molecular function: protein tyrosine/serine/threonine phosphatase activity. The transcript is spliced from 6 exons. Gene Ontology annotation, biological process: protein dephosphorylation.